AUGCAGGAAAGACUGUUUUACGACAGAUUACUUCAAGGGGUGCGUCGAGGUGCUACAAGAAACAGACAAGUUAGAGCUUUUCAAGGAAUAUAUAAGAAUAAUACAUGGGGCCGAUCCUGGGAUUUAGGGAGAAAUGCUUCACAACGCCCUAUUUCAAGGGAUGCAUGGAGUCUUUGUACCUAUACGACGAGAAGGAACAAAUAG
Molecule: messenger RNA, 204 nt
Organism: Arctia plantaginis
Lineage: Eukaryota; Metazoa; Arthropoda; Insecta; Lepidoptera; Erebidae
Source: the annotation of a GenBank genome assembly